GUAAAUAAUUCCACCUUUUACAAGCAAGCGGAAAGCAGAAAGGGGACAGCUCUACGCAGAGACGCAGAGCUUCUACUUUACAACUUUACAGCUUUACAACUUUACAACUCGGAAUUAUCUGUUAUCUGUCUAAGCCCAUAUUUUCCGAAUACCUGAAUAUUACAACCCUGAAAACUACCUUAAAAUACUUUUAAGUAGUAGUUACAUCCAACCUGUACCUUUUCGUCAAGAUGCCUGUAGAUUAUAGCAAGUGGGAUGCUCUGGAGCUUAGCGAUGACUCCGACAUCGAGGUUCAUCCAAAUGUCGACAAGCGUUCCUUCAUUCGCGCCAAGCAAAACCAAAUUCACAUGGAGCGACAGCAGCGUAAGCUCCAGAUCGAAACUUUGAAAUACGAACGACAAGUGAACGAUGGCCUGUUAAAGAGAAUAACAAGCCUUCUCAAUGCCUUGAAGGCUCAUGCUGCCGAAGCAGAGACCCGGAACCCUGCCGAGGUCGCUUUCCAAGCUGUCAUGGAAUCAGCUGGCAGACCAGAGGACGACAAGCCGCCUGCUCGACCUGAAGGGGUCCACGCCCAAGAAGAACAGCCACCCACAUAUACUAAAAUGAUGGCGACUCUGCUAGACCAGGUCAACAAGGAGCUAGACGAGAAGAAACCCGAGAACCGUUACAAUGCCAUGGUGGACGAGAUCGGCGUACAUCUUAACAAGGUCCAGGACUUACAGCAACAGCUAUUAACCAAGUUGGCUGAAUUAGAGAAGGAAGAAAGUCGCAAGAUUACAAGCGAUAGCAUCCACACGGGAUUCGAUAGUUCACAUAUCAACAAGUCGGCACCGUCUGCACAUGGAGAGAAGAAAGCUGACGACACCAAAGUGGAGCUUCUUAACCCCAACUUCUCGCUGUCUAAACCAGGAGAGUCCAAUUCAACAGAAGGAGAAGAUGAAGAUGACGACGACAAGGAAGUCACGGCUUCGCCCGAUGCCCAAAAGUUUGCGAAAAUCGAGGCAUCCGACUAUCGAGAAAGCCACGCCUUUAUUAGCACACAUCCGCACAUCCUAUCCGAGAAGGAAACGGACGGUAUCCUGAUUAUGGCAUUCGACGCGCAACUGGAAGGGAAGGAUGACUUCGCACGACAGUGCGUUCACCAGGCUCUCCUAUUACAGUAUUGCCGCGCAUUAGGCAAGGAUGGUGUCUCGCUCUUCUUCAAGCGUAUCACUACCAAAGGUCACCAAGCUCAGGAUGUUUUCUAUAAGGAUGUACAAGAUACAUACUAUAGAAUCAAGAACCGUGCGGCUGCAAUUGCCGCCCAGCGAGAAGCUGAAGGCGGUUCUGGAGAAGGAGUGGAACAGAUCCAAUUACACGCUGUGGAGCCGGGCACCGAAAUCAAGAUUAGGAUCCCCUCCGAAAAGGGAGAGGACGAGGCUGAGAAGAGGGGCCGCGAGAUCUUCGAAGGGUUCUCCCCGGAAAUGCAAAAAGCCUUGGAAUCGGGUAGUUUGGACAAGGUGAACGAAGUGUUAGGCAAGUUGAAGGUGGAAGAUGCCGAGAAUAUCGUUUCUCUUUUGAGUGAAGCUGGAAUCUUGAGCGUAGAGGAAGAAAUAAUAGACGCCACUACGGAGGCGGGACAGAGACAUCUGAAGGAGAUGGAAGAACAAGCGGCCGAUCCGGAGUAGGUAAUCGUAUCGCCUUAGCUACAGCUUGGCAAAGAGAGGGAUCUUGUGAUGACGAAAAGCACGAAGACAUGAUAACUAGAACCCAAGGCAAAACUUGCAAGUAUUGACGUCUCCGUCUCCGUGAUUAUUCGGGCGACUGUAACAGUAACAAUACGGGGGAGGGGGACUAAUUAGGGAUACCACUUUAGUUUAAUCAAGGUAUUUUAGGUAUCGUGUUGGCUAUUGUUCGCCUCCCUUGAUCUCGUAAGGACAAUAUAAUGAUAUUGCAUAUGA
This is a messenger RNA of Daldinia caldariorum, 1940 nucleotides long. RefSeq lists its product as uncharacterized. Gene Ontology annotation, molecular function: protein kinase binding; heat shock protein binding; protein-folding chaperone binding. The record is from RefSeq and is a predicted model, not a curated record. Lineage: Eukaryota; Fungi; Ascomycota; Sordariomycetes; Xylariales; Hypoxylaceae. Gene Ontology annotation, cellular component: cytoplasm. The coding region runs from base 231 to 1667 and encodes 478 amino acids. The transcript has 3 exons. Gene Ontology annotation, biological process: protein stabilization; protein folding.